Molecule: messenger RNA, 5577 nt
Organism: Esox lucius (northern pike)
Lineage: Eukaryota; Metazoa; Chordata; Actinopteri; Esociformes; Esocidae
Gene: smcr8b
Product: Smith-Magenis syndrome chromosome region, candidate 8b
Exons: 8
Coding region: 1164-4085 (973 amino acids)
Cellular component (GO): guanyl-nucleotide exchange factor complex
Molecular function (GO): GTPase activator activity
Source: RefSeq, a predicted model, not a curated record
UAUUUUUGAAUAUGAGUACGCCGAUGAGCAGUGUCAAGUAAAGAUGAAUCGCUUUAGAGAAAAGUAGGCUUACUAGCUGAGGGAAAGGAGGACGUCAUCAUUAUAAUUUAUUUCUGCGAACCAAACUCCACACUGUUCCAUAUGUAGAACACUACUUAAUCAUUUAUUUAUGAUAGUUGAUUCAAACUGUAUUUUUUCUGUUUAUGAUUGAACUACAAAUCCCACCCGGCACCUGCAAAUCGCAGUUUUCUUUCCUGCAGUCCCUGGCCGAGGAAUCAAUAAAUCUUUAUCGGACAGGCGGUCACCAGCGGCGGUGCAUCACCUCUUCAACGAGUUCACAACUUUCCUCGAGGAGCCACGAGACCGCAUCAUCGCAACUAGGGGUUAAGAAUGCGCGUGAACUACAGCUACUCCUCGUGCACCACCGGCGGCUUUCACAUGCCUAAAUAUGGCCGGACUUCUACUCUGAAGACGUAACACACUUGUCUCUCUGUCGUGCCAGUCCCAGGUACAGUUUAGUUUAUUACGGAAGAGAAAAGAGGAACCGGACCGUCCAAGAGCCGGAGCAAAGGUUGCUCCUGUGACUUGACUCUGCGAAUCAGCUUCUCGCGCUCCUGUUGCGGGCUACUUUGUGUUUGUUGACAUGUCUUUUCUACUGUACAGCUGUUGUUGACAGUAUGCUACUAGCCUGCCAGUAAGUUAGCAGUUAGGUCUUUACACGUGAGAAUUAUAUUUUGUUUACUACCAAGACCUAGAACAUUUAAGAAGUAAACGUGUGACAACGUUUGUUGCUCUUUAGUUAGAGGAGGAUAAGAGAAGUUUCAACUGCGCAACAAGACUUUAAAACCGGGUACCAUGUCACACUGUCAGUUAGCUCUCUGGUGCCAAAGCUGACUCACCGGCGCAAUAACAAUCUUCUCGCGCCCCGCAAGGAGGGAGAUUUUACGAGGACCUAAGUGGACCGAACAGAUAGAUGCGUGAGUAUGGAUGACUGAAUCCCAAAGGUUAUCCCCCCUUCCAGUGCUGACAGGACACUGUCCCAGAGACCCUGACUGCCAUAAAAGCUAAAGGACCUCAUGGCAGAGAGUUUAGUCUUGUCGGUUGACUGCUGAUGCCUACACUCUACUGGAGCUGACUCACGGAGACAUUUGGUUGUUGUCAUCAUGAUUGGGUCUCCUGACGUGCUGGCUUUUACCAGUGAGGGGAGUCUGGGGUUAGGGGAUGGGGGGUAUCUAGACCCCCAAGCCCUCCCGGAAGAGUUCUCCUUACCCCUCCUCCCCCCUUCUAACCCAUGGUCCUCCCCGUCUGCCUUCAACAGGGACUUUGUUCUGGUGGCAGAGUUCUCUGAGCAGGUUGGGCCCAUACCUGUCAAGACCAUCCCGGAUGAUCCCAGAGUGAUUGGCUCCUUCGACCUCAACCAUUUCUCCCUCCGCAUCAUGUCUGUUGACUACCAGGCCACCGCCCCUGCCCCUCAGCCACACCCCCAGACAGCUGGCCCCUCCCCUCAGCCCACUGGCCCCUCCCCUCAACCCCACCCCUGUCUGGCAGUCUCUGAGGACUCCUGUGUGGUGCUGGGUGACUCUAAGGAGGGGGCGUUUGCCUACGUCCACCACCUGACCCUGUACGACCUGGAGGCUCGAGGCUUCGUGCGUCCGUUCUGCAUGGCCUACGUCUCCCAUGACCAGAGCAAGAUCAUGCAACACUUCCAGGAGCUGUCCAUGCUCUUCUCCCGCGCCUCUGAGUGCUUGAAGACUGGAAACCGACGGGCUUUCGCUAAUGAGCUGCAGAGGAAGUUACAAGACCUGGAAUAUACACGCUCCAUCCUUCAGAAGGAGGUGGAGCUACAGACCACAGCCAAUCAGAGUGCAGAGAUCAGGGAAGAUGUGGAGCCCCAGAAGACGGCCAAUGAGCUGGCUAACGUGGACCGUUCCAUUCUGGACCACCGGUCCCUCCUCCGCCAGGUCACUUCUUAUCCAAACAGAAAGAUUCAAGACCCUGGCUUCCUUCCCUACGAACCCUCCCCGACUUCAGAAUCCCUCCCCAUGACCCCUGACCCCCCGUCCCCCUCUUAUACCCCCCAGCUGGUCUCCGGGGUGUCACUAGGGGGAGGGGGCUGGUCAGCAAAGCGGUUUGACCGUCGUUUGAAGCCUUUAGACGAGCUGAGCGAUGCUUACUUCCUGUCUCUGACCAUGGAACAGCUGACUAAUGCAGAGUGCCGUCUCCGUGGCGACCAAAGUGUUCUUCACACCCGCCGGGUCACACACACUCUCUCCAGGAAGCUCUCACACACACACUUCCUGUUUCAGCUCUGGGACCAAGAGGACAAUGAGCUGGAUGAAGAGGAAGGGGUGGGGCUUGAAGGAGGAGGAACAGCGGAUUGGCCAGGAGCGAGGACACCCAGGCCUGAGUCAUUCAUGUCCUGCGUGGAGGAAGUGUCCAUCAAACUGGAAACAGGUGAAGGGCCAGUGCUGACCUCUGACCCUAAGGGAGAGGAGGUAACCAUGGAGACGAGGCCAGGCAGCGUGAGCAGUGGAGAGAGUAUUGAGGUUCUGGGGACAGAGAGAUCCUAUAGAACCCAGGGCCUCAGGGACACAGAGUUCAGAGGGGAACCAGCAGAUGUGUGGGGUCAAAGUGACUGUGCUGGUGUUGGGCGGUGGCAUACAGAGGCGGGGAUGAGGCGGGGUUUGCGGAGCCCAGCGCGGCGCACUAACAGUGAAGACAGUAUCGAGGUCAUUAGUACGACAGACUCCAUCUUCCCUGACGACCUUAUCUUUACCGCCAUCAAGGAAGAGGAGCCGGAGUUGCAUAGCAUCAUGGGUAGUGGAGUGCAGGGGAAGGACCUAGACGAAACGAAUGCUGGACCCCAUGGCACUCUGGGUAUUGAAGUCCAGGAAAUGGAGGAAAAUGUGUCAGAGAGGUUGGACACUUUGUCCCCCAUGCCACAGCUGCAGGACACUCUGGUUCAGCAGGGGGCAGUGGAAGGCUCCUCCCAGCUGGACCAGGGUUUCCAUGCCAAUGGAUUCGUCAGAGGUCAGGGUGGGUGUGGCAGCAGGCGUGGGUUGGUGCCUGACCUCCAAGUGAACUUUGCCCUCCCCCUUAGAUUAGAGGUGAAAGGUCAAGGGUCAGAGGAACGCUGGUUGCAUGGCGAUAACUCUUGCAAUUUGAAUGUAGAUGAGGCGUCAGACUGUAUUAGCUACAAUAGCACCUCCCCUUCCUCCUCCGAACCCCCCUCACUACCCCCCCCACAUCUCCAUGGCGUCCACAGUGCUAGAAACCCACGAUGGCGGCAGCACCAGAGAAGAAAAGCGGCACUCGAAGCCCUUCGUUUCCUCAGGCAGUUCUCCUUCUACCAGAAUGCUGUGUUCUGCCUGCUCACCGGCCGACCACUGGUGGUGAUUGGUGGAGACGAGCGUUUGGUCAGGAAGACUGUUUCCGCCCUCUCACUCUACCUGCCCUCACCUGGUUGCUAUGGCGAUGCUGUGCAGCCCUACCUAGCCACACCCCUCCAGCUGACAGACCUGGUCAUCUGGAGGCUCAUUGGAAUCCACAGGACGUCCUCUCCUACAACUCCCAGCAUGCUUCAUUCUCUGGCUCGUUACAGACGCUACCUGGCUGUGCUUGACCUAGACCAGAAGACACUGAGAAGCCCCGCCUACCAAGGACACCUCAUUGGCCGGCUGGCUGACCCCCGCGCUCUGAUAGGGCAUGGAAGCACUUACCUGCUCCACCUAGAGAGCUGUCUGAUGGAGCUGACUGCAAAGGCCUUCUUCUACACCUUUUACACCGUCUCCCUGUACUCCUCCACUCCUGACCCCUCACCUGUAGUUGCGGGGGGAGGUCAGACACCACCCAUCUGCAAGGCCCCACCUGCCCUCCAGUGUCCCAGCAUUCCCAGGGGGAGGGGAAGCAUGCUCACUCAGCACUGCAGGAACUUCCUGUGUGGUCGGGGCUUCAGCGAGGAGGACGACUUCUGUGUGCUUCACUUCCUGUCUGACCUCAUCAAACAGCGACACACAGGAAGUGGCCCUCCACCCCUAUGCUUCUCCUACAGUCCCACCCCUUUACAUAGAAAUACCACAACUUAGAAAUACAUCUCACCCCUUUACAUGAAAUAGUUACGUUCAUGUUUUUCUCUUGCAGUUUGCUGAUGGCAGAGACAUUGAUCCACAUUUUAAUCUGUCUGGUACCUCUCAAAGAUUCUAAAAUCUAGUUUUUAUGGAGUUAAUGAAAGGUGUUCCAGGGGACACUCGUCUCGGGUCCAGAUCUCUUCACGAUGUACAUCAAAGGAUGUCGGUUUAGUUAUUCAAAAAUAAAACAUUCUUAGAGCCAAUCUGCCUUUACAGCAUUGCAAAAAGCCUGUACUGAUUUCAGACUAGUACUGUAACUCAGGUAAAUACUCUGGUUUCUAAAUCGUGUGAAUCUUUCUGAUGAUUUAUUCUUGCCAACGCUGAAGUAUAAGUAUCUGGAAAUCUGAUUACGUUUUCAUAGAAAAAGCAAGUUGGUUAAAAAAUAAAUUGCAUUAAGAUGGGCUUUUUGUAUAGAACUAGGUCAGGUCUGUCAUGACCAGUGGACAUGCAUUAAGGUUUUAGAUUAGGGGUCAUGUGUUUGAUAAGGUUUUAGAUUAGGGGUCAUGUGUUUGAUAAGGUUUUAGAUUCAUUUAUUUAGAUGUCCAUUAGAUGCCAUGUAUCAUGGUGCUUUAUUACAGGUGAGGAAUGCAGUACACAUCAUCUCUACCUUUAUCAGAAAGUAGAUUGGUCCUCAAAUCUUGGAGAUCCAUAAAUUGCACUCAGUGUAUUUAUAAACCUAUAUUUAACCUACAGACAGGCAGGGUGGAGAACCACUAAGAUCCCUAUGAUCUAACAGAAGUUGCUCAGAACUGUGCCCUCCACACAUUAAAUUACUUCCCAAAUAAAAAAAUUAUUGUGCAUUUAAAAAAAAAUAACAGGUAUACACCAGGCAAAGCAAAAUUGGGUGGAAUAGUUACCAAAAAAGGUUGGGAACCAAUGUUUGUUUUUGACCUUUUAAGUUUUUUGCCAUUGUCUUUCUUUAUUGAAUGUUUUUCAUGCUAUAUCCUCUUUUGAAUGUUUUUAUUUUAUAUUGCCUUUGUGAUAUGUAUUUGAGGUUUUGUAAUUGCUUUUUGCAUGUGUUAAAUUUAAGACAAAGAUUCUGCCUUAACCAGUGAUAACCCCCACCUGAGGAGCUGAUGUUCUUUAGGCUCUAGUUAGAUAGCUAGUCAGAAAUCUGGUGCAUAUAUAGUUGGUUUGGACACAGGAAUGUGUUGAAAACUGCAACGGUCUGAUGACGUGUAGUUCCCUGUGACCUGAUGAUGUGUUGUUCCCAACGUGAAUUUGGGUUGUUCCCAAUAUGAAUUCACUUUUUCCCUAUGGAAUUGACUUUAUGCUCAGUAAUUACAUGAGACGUUUACCUCUUGAGAAUUGUUCUUCAGUGGCUCUCUCUCUACACCCACUGGAACAUGUAAUUUCCAUGUCUCAGAGUUUCAGGUAUGUCAUGCAUUCAUCUGCACAGCAACACUUAAUGUUUUCAUUCACUAAAUAAAUUCUGUAAUGGCUGAAUGUU